GUGGCCCACCUAUUAUCAUUAAGGUAUGGAUUGGAUAGCAUUUUUAGCUCUUGUUUACUGAUUGUCAUAAAUCUUGAUUACAACUAGAUUGCUGUCUAUAAAGCUCAUUUACAAAAGUGUCAAAUAUACCGAGAAACGUUUAUCGUGAGCAAUAGUCAUUGCAUUCUUUAAGCAAGCAUUCCUUUUACUGUGCACUAUGACUUGUUUAAAAUGAAUCCAUAUUUUGUUGUCUGUUUUUUUUUUACUAUUCUUCACUCUUGUUUUGUUUAGAGAAUGAUCUAUCGAUAUUUAUCUAUUGCUAUCUUGAUAUUAUCAUGUCAAGUGUAUGCACAAACAAAUUUUACGCUUAUCAAUCAGCAUGCAUUAGAAGAUCUUAUUGUAUUACCUGAGAGACCAUUCAGUAGACAAGAAAUAGUGCCUUCCAUACGUGAAAGAAAAGAUGGUCUAGCCCUGUAUUGGGGCCAGGGAGACUUUGGUGAAAAGCGACUAUCGUAUUAUUGUGAUCAAGAAGGUGUUUCCAUCAUGAUUCUUUCGUUUAUUGCUGACUAUGCAGGUGGACCCAAGAAGCAACCCAUUUUGGAUUUGUCGGAUAAUUGUAACAACGUCAAUAACUGUAUAGAUGCAGCAAAAGACAUUAAAUAUUGUCAAAGUAAAGGCAUCAAGGUCUUGGUUUCUUUGGGUGGUGCUGUAGGUCCUUAUCAUCGCCAAGCAUGGGAUCCUGAUCUUUUAGCUUGGUGGAUGUGGAAUAAAUAUUUGGGCGGAAGAGAUCAUACAGUGACGAGGCCGUUUGGUGAUGUUGUCCUGGACGGCGUAGAUUACGAUCCUGAAGCUGUUGAUGGCACCAACUAUGAUCGUCAUAUAGAUACCCUACGAAAACUUUUCAAGACAGAAUACCCUACACGAGAUUAUCUUAUCACAGCUGCACCACAAUGCCCAGACUUGGACUAUUAUUCAAAAAAUGCUGUCUAUAAUAUCCUUCAUCCAAGACCCGGAUACGAUGCUUAUCCUGAUAUUGUGUUUGUUCAAUUCUAUAACAACAACUGUGCUGCUUCAGGCUAUAAUCCCAGCAGAGCCUCUGCUUUUAAUUUUGAUGAAUGGAACACAUGGGCUCAAAAGAGUGAAAGCAAAGUCUAUUUGGGCGUCAUGGGAAAAGAAAAUCAUAUGGAUACAGGCUAUGUGACCUAUGAAAAACUUACAGUGAUUUUAGACGAUGUACAGCGUAGUAAAAGCUUUGGCGGUGUCAUGAUGUGGGACGCAAGUUAUGCUUAUUCAAAUCCAGUGCCUUAUCUAGGCGGUAUGCAAUACGGCCAAGCAGCCGCGCGGUAUUUGAAACAAUUAUCUACACCUAGUUCUGCUCGACUGGCCAAUGCUUUCAGUGGUAUCAAUUUAGCAUUCAAGGAAUUCAAGUUGCCCAUCUUGGUGCCUGUAGGUGGGAAAAAUGUGGAGAUGUUACCAUUGCCUUGUGCAGGUCAGCCUUUCUUGUUACUGAGAGCAGUGACUGGAAGAAGUUUGGCAGAAAGCUUUGGUUCUUCUGCAGAGUCAGUCGCUCAACAUCUAGAAAGCCUUGGUAUGAACGGUGAUCAUUUUAUCAAUCCUGGCUCUUAUGUCUGUAUGGUCUCUAAGCCUCGGUCAAAUGAUUCUCUUGUCAUUGGUUAUGUCUAUAAUUCUACCAUGACGGAUGAUUUAACCAUGUAAACAUUUCAUUUUAAAAAUAAAAUAGAUA
Gilbertella persicaria is the source of this 1723-nucleotide messenger RNA. Its product is annotated as glycoside hydrolase superfamily. The record is from RefSeq and is a predicted model, not a curated record. Gene Ontology annotation, biological process: carbohydrate metabolic process. The transcript has 4 exons. NCBI's taxonomy places the organism in Eukaryota, Fungi, Mucoromycota, Mucoromycetes, Mucorales, Choanephoraceae. Gene Ontology annotation, molecular function: chitinase activity. Bases 274 to 1695 code for a protein of 473 amino acids. Gene Ontology annotation, cellular component: extracellular region.